GCCCGACGCCGGCCCGUCCCCGCGGGCCAAGAGGAGCGCCAAGCUGGCCCCCCGGAACCGCAACAGCACCCUCACCUCCCUCUGCAUCCUCAGCCACUACCCCUUCUUCUCCACCUUCCGGGAGUGCCUGUACAUCCUGAAGAGGCUGGUGGACUGCUGCAGCGAGAGGCUCACCCAGAAGGCCGGCAUCCCCAAGGGCGUGCAGAGGGACACGAUGUGGCGUGUGUUCACGGGAGCCCUGCUGAUGGAGGAGAAGAGCAGCGCUCUCCUGCAGGACCUGCGGGAGAUCGAGUCGUGGGUGUACCGGCUGCUCCGGUCCCCGGUCCCGGCCGCGGGGCAGAGGCGUGUGGAUGUGGAGGUCCUCCCCCGGGAGCUCCAGCCCGCCCUCACCUUCGCCCUGCCCGACUCCUCCCGCUUCUCCAUGGUGGACUUCCCCCUGCACCUGCCCUUGGAGCUGCUCGGCGUGGACGCCUGCCUGCAGGUGCUCAGCUGCAUCCUGCUGGAGCACAAGGUGGUGCUGCAGUCCCGGGACUACAACGCCCUGUCCAUGAGCGUCAUGGCGUUCGUGGCCAUGAUCUACCCGCUGGAGUACAUGUUCCCCGUCAUCCCCCUGCUGCCCACCUGCAUGGCCUCUGCAGAGCAGCUCCUCCUCGCUCCCACUCCGUACAUCAUCGGCGUGCCGGCCAGCUUCUUCCUGUACAAAUCCGAUUUCAAAAUGCCCGACGACGUGUGGCUGGUGGAUCUGGACUGUAACAAGGUCAUCAAGCCCACCAACGCGGAGCUCCUGCCCGUUCUCCCAGAGCCUGAAGCCGUCGAGCUGAAGAAACACCUGAAGCAGGCCUUAGCCAGCAUGAGUCUCAACACCCAGCCCAUCCUGAACCUGGAGAAGUUCCACGAGGGGCAGGAGAUUCCUCUCCUCAACACCCGGGACAAUGCCUGCACACCCUCGACGGAGUUCAACCCCCUCAUCUACGGGAACGACGUGGACUCCGUGGACGUCGCCACCAGGGUUGCCAUGGUGAGGUUCUUUAACUCCCCGAACGUGCUGCAGGGGUUCCAGAUGCACACGCGCACCCUGCGUCUCUUCCCCCGCCCCGUGGUGGCCUUCCAGGCUACCUCCUUCCUGGCCUCCCGGCCCAAGCAGACCGGCUUCGCCGAGAAGCUGUCCCACACACAGGCGGUGGAGUACUUUGGGGAGUGGUCCCUCAACCCCACCAACCUGGCCUUCCAGAGGAUCCACAACAAUGUGUACGACCCCUCCCUGAUCGGCGACAAGCCCAAGUGGUACGCACACCAGCUGCAGCCCGUGUACUACCGCGUGUACGACGCCGGCUCCCAGCUGGCCGAGGCCAUGAGCCUGCCCCAGGAGCUGGAGCGCGAGGCGGACUCAGACCCCACCGAUGACAGUGGCAGUGACAGUGUGGACUACGAUGACUCCAGCUCCUCAUACUCUUCGCUCGGGGACUUCGUCAGCGAGAUGAUGAAGUGUGACAUCCAGGGGGACACGCCCAGCCUGGACCCGCCCACCCACGCUGCCCUGGGAGAUGCCAGCGAGGUGGAGUUUCAGGACUUCCAGGAGUACCGGCUGGAGGUGUCCGACCAGCCCCUGGAGGCCGAGGGCUCCCUGGAUGCCCAGCAGCCCAAGUCCAGCUCCUCUACCACAGCCAGCUCCAGCCCCAGCACCAUCAUCCAGGGGGCCAAUCAAGAGCAGGGCGAGCCAGUUGAUAUGGAGGUGUCCGCUGCCACUGUAGUAUCCAAUCACGUGCCGGGCUUGGGGCCGCAGCCCUUCCCCAAGAUGGGGCAGGAGCCGCAGGAGUGCGAGGUGGCGCCCCCUGGAGACCCAGCGGCGAAACGCAGGGAGUACGACAACCCCUACUUUGAGCCGCAGUACGGCUUCCCCACCGAGGACGCAGACGCAGAAGGGGAGCAGGAAGAAAGCUACACCCCCCGCUUCAACCAGAACCUCAACGGGAGCAAGGGCCUGAAGCCCCCAAGACCCAGCAGCCUGAAGCUCCCUGGGGACUCGGACGGAGAGUCGGAUUCCCACGCCAGCUCGCCCAACUCCACCGUCUCCAACAACAGCACCGACGGGUUCGGGGGGCUCAUGUCCUUCGCCAGCAAUCUGUACAAGAACCACGGCACCAGCUUCAGUCUCUCCAACCUGGCCCUGCCCAACAAGGCUGCCCGGGACAAGUCCACUCCCUUCCCCAGCCUGAAAGGAAACCGCCCAGCGCGGGCCCUGGUGGACCAGAAGUCCUCCGUCAUAAAGCACAGCCCCACGGUCAAGAAGGAGUCCCCCUCCCCACAGGGCCGGGCCAACAACACCAGUGAGAACCAGCAGUUCCUGAAGGAGGUGGUGCAGAGCGUGCUGGAGGGCCAGGGCGUCGGCUGGCUCAACAUGAAGAAAGUGCGCCGCCUGCUGGAGAACGAGCAGCUGCGCGUGUUCGUGCUGAGCAAGCUGAACCGCGCCGUGCAGUCUGAGGAGGACGCCCGGCUGGAGCUCAUCCACGACGUGGAAAUUAACCGGAAGGUGUACAAGGGAAUGCUGGACCUGCUGAAGUGCACAGUGUCCAGCCUGGAGCACUCCUACACCAACGCAGGCCUGGGCGGCAUGGCCAGCGUAUUCAGCCUGCUGGAGAUCGCACGCACACAUUACCAAACCAAAGACCCAGAGAAGCGGAAGCGCAGCCCCACAGAUGGGCCGGGCAGCGGCAGCCCUGGCAGUAAGGACGGCCUGACGCCGCGGGCGGAGAGCGCGCGGGCCCCGGGGCCCCUGCUGGUCCCCCGGCUCCAGCUCCAGCCCCCCGUCCCCGCCGCCGGGAAGGGAGCUCGGCAGUUCGACACCCGGAGUCUGAACGAGGAGAACUUCAUCGCCUCUAUCGAAUUAUGGAGCAAGCACCAGGAUAACAGAAAGCAAAAAGCUAUGGAAAAACAACAGAGGCUGGCGGGUCCCAAGCAGGCUGUCGACCUCGGAGACACGGAUGAGAAGAAGUCCCAGAUCAGUGCGGACAGCGGGCUGAGCGUCACCUCUGGCUCUCAGAAGAGCGACUCGGAGCCCCCGGCCCUCACCAGGAGCACCAGCCAAGAUUCAGAGGCCAGCACAGUGGUGAGUAACAGCUCCGGGGAGACGCUGGGGGCCGACAGCGACCUGAGCAGCAACGCAGGGGACGGUCCAGCCGGCAGGCUCGCCCCCCACCUCACUGUGUCCCGGGGCACCCUGUCCGACAGCGAGAUCGAGACCAACCCCGCCACCAGCGCUGUGUUCGGCAAGACUCACAAGCUGAAGGCCGGCGUGAAGGCCCCCCGGGGCAGUGUGGGCAGGGGGGUGGUGCCUCUGGAGGACGUCAGCAUGAGGAUCUACCUCUGUGAGGGCCUGCUGGGGCGAGACAAGAGCUCCGUGUGGGAUCAGCUGGAGGACGCGGCCAUGGAGACCUUCUCUCUGAGUAAGGAGCGCUCGACGCUGUGGGACCAGGUGCAGUUCUGGGAGGAUGCCUACCUAGACGCCGUCAUGCUGGAGCGGGAGGGGAUGGGCAUGGACCAGGGGCCCCAGGAGAUGAUUGACAGAUACCUGUCGCUCGGAGACCACGACCGCAAACGUCUGGAAGACGACGAAGACCGUCUGCUGGCCACUCUGCUGCACAACAUGAUCGCCUACAUGCUGAUGAUGAAGGUGAAUAAGAACGAUGUGAGGAAGAAGGUGAGGAGGCUGAUGGGAAAGUCUCACAUCGGCCUGACCUACAGCCAGGAGAUCAACGACGUCCUGGAGCGGCUGCCCACCAUGUCGGGGCGGGAGCUCUCCAUCCGGCCCAGCGGGAGCCGGCACAUCAAGAAGCAGACGUUUGUGGUGCAUGCUGGGACAGACACCACGGGGGACAUCUUCUUCAUGGAGGUGUGUGACGACUGCAUCGUCCUGCGGAGCAACAUUGGCACGGUGUACGAGCGCUGGUGGUACGAGAAGCUCAUCAACAUGACCUACUGCCCCAAGACCAAGGUGCUCUGUCUGUGGAGACGCAACGGCCAGGAGACGCAGCUCAACAAGUUCUACACCAAGAAGUGUCGGGAGCUGUACUACUGUGUGAAGGACAGCAUGGAGCGAGCAGCCGCCAGGCAGCAGAGCAUCAAACCAGGGCCAGAGCUGGGGGGGGAGUUCCCUGUGCAGGACAUGAAGACUGGAGAGGGAGGACUCCUGCAGGUCACCCUGGAGGGCAUCAACCUGAAGUUCAUGCACAGCCAGGUUUUCAUAGAGCUGAAUCACAUUAAAAAGUGCAAUACUGUCAAAGGAGUCUUUGUCCUGGAGGAAUUUGUUCCUGAAACUAAAGAAGUGGUGAUCCACAAGUACAAGACUCCGAUGGCCCACCAGAUCUGCUACUCUGUGCUGUGUCUCUUCUCCCUCUGCAGGCCCACCAGAUCUGCUACUCUGUGCUGUGUCUCUUCUCCUACAUGGCCGCUGUCCGGGGGAAGGACACAGAGACCAAGCCCAAGGCACUGUCUCCUCGGCCCCUCACCAGCUAGUCCAUACCCCAAAACCUUCUCCCUGCCCCCUCACCAGCUAGUCCAUACCCCAAAACCUUCUCCUCGGCCCCUCACCAGCUAGUCCAUACCCCAAAACCUUCUCCCUGCCCCCUCACCAGCUAGUCCAUACCCCAAAACCUUCUCCUGUCCCUCACCAGCUAGUCCAUACCCCAAAACCUUCUCCUGUCCCUCACCAGCUAGUCCAUACCCCAAAACCUUCUCCUGUCCCUCACCAGCUAGUCCAUACCCCAAAACCUUCUCCCUGCCCCCUCACCAGCUAGUCCAUGCCCCAAAACCUUCUCCUGUCCCUCACCAGCUGGUCCAUACCCCAAAACCUUCUCCCUGCCCCCGUACUAGCUAGUCCAUACCCCAAAACUUUCUCCUCCUGGUUCCUGACAAGCUAGUCAUUCAUCCAUCCAUUCAUUCAUUAUCCUAACCCGCUUAUCCUGAACAGGGUUGCAGGGGGGCUGGAGCCAAAACCUCCCUUCCCCUACUCUACCCCCCUCUCCCCCUCCCGUCUCCCCGUGUUGUUGAUGCGAGUGGUAGAACAGGGCCGAGCCGGCUGCCCCGGUCCUGUCCCCCCCUGCUCCUGUACCCCCCGACCAUUCAAGCUUGUCUGGUCUCACACCCUCCCGAAGCCACCCCGCACUCCCCCCCUGCUCUCCCUCCCACACCCCCCCCCUCCCCCGCUCUCCCCCACACUCCUCACCUCCAGGUUUACACUCGUUCUUUUAAGUGGAAUAAUGAAUGUACUGCUGAUGCUCCAUUGAUGUUUAUUUAUUUCUUCUUCUGACUGUAUUAAUUAUUUUAACUGGAUAGGAAAAUUAAAUAGCUUACAAUCAGGUCCUGGGCCACCUGGCAAGGAAACAUGCUUCUAAGAGCCUCUAAAAUGCAGCCGACCCUCGAUGUGCAGACUAGCCUCUCUUUGAACCCACCCUCGACUCCCUACAGCUCUUGACUGCAUAAUGGAUAUUACAUGUGCUUUUAUGGUAUCGUAAACCUUAGUCUUGCUAUGUCUAAAUUAAGGAAACAUUUAAAAAGCACAGUUGUGGAGUGCACUAUAGCUUUCUGUUGUAUUAAUCAGUGGGGAGUUGUAAAUGUCUUUCCACAUUUUGCCUGAAUGCUGCAGGGACUGCCAGAAGGAAUAACGUAAUUAAGACAAUGAAAAUAGUCAUUACGACCAAUUGUCUCGUUUAAGGUCUUCAUUCAAUUCCUAUAUUGUGAUUGGUCAAAGAUGUGUGCAUCUCCUAAGCUUGCCUAGCAAGGUUUAUCUACUGUACUAGUUAUAACGUUUGUGUCUGUGGUCAGCAGUAUUGAAUUGCAUGUUACUAAGAAAAAUGUUUGAAAAAGAAAUGCUGUACAUUUCACUGCAAAUGCUACAAUUCAAUCCAGCUGUUGUUUGUCCACUAGAUGUGCAAUACUUUAGGGUAAUGGGUCAAAGACUGAUUGGAAAUUAAAUUACUGGCCUCUUGCAUUUCUCAAGGGUAACACCGUGAAGUCGAUGUGUCUGUAUAAAAGAGAGGCGAAUAUGAAUAUAAGGAGAUAUUUCUUAAUCUAUUUAUAAAUAGGUAACAACUGUGUUUGGAUAUUCUAUCUCCUUGAGAUGUAAAACUGCUGUUAUUUUCAGUCCUGUUGUAAUGUGUAUGUUUGUAGUGGAGAAAGGUCCGUCUGUAAUUGCUCCCAUAACGUUUGGAAAAUCUUAGCCAUAGGAUUUGUGGUUUUCUUCUUAGAUUUUUUUUUUUUUUUUUUUUUUUUUUUCAUCUGAGUUUUUAAAGCAAGAAACUACUGAUUACUUCUGUAUAGUCGUUGCACAUCAUUGCUACUUCCAGGAGUAACAAUUCCUUUAGAAUUUGCAAUGCUGAAAAGUAGAUGUGGUGUAAAUAUAAGAAUUGAAAUAGAUCGGCUCAGGUAAAGGAAGAAUUUCCAAACUCCGAUGUUUGGAACGGGGGAGGGUGGGACAGUCGUACAAUAUUCUAUAUUACGGUAAAUAAUAUUGAAAAUGUCUGUAACUUGUUUUGAAAAUAUGAUCGUCCAUGUCUGCUGCUGUCGAGAGGGAAAUGAAACGCAAAAUGAGUUGUAAAUAUUUCAGUGUUAAAGUAUUUAUAGAAGAUGUACAGCUUUGGCAAUAUGAAAAUAAAACACGUCCAACCUGA
Molecule: messenger RNA, 6665 nt
Organism: Conger conger (European conger)
Lineage: Eukaryota; Metazoa; Chordata; Actinopteri; Anguilliformes; Congridae
Gene: madd
Product: MAP-kinase activating death domain
Exons: 33
Coding region: 215-4594 (1459 amino acids)
Biological process (GO): regulation of Rab protein signal transduction; regulation of apoptotic process
Cellular component (GO): cytosol
Molecular function (GO): guanyl-nucleotide exchange factor activity
Source: RefSeq, a predicted model, not a curated record